UACAUUUAUUCAUCUUCAUUAUAAUCUCGUAUUUCUCUGCAUUUUGAUCAUGCAUGUAAGAGCUUAAAUUGCAAUAAUGCGUGUUCAAUUUCAAUUUUGUUUUGGCUGGAUCUUUUGUCUGUUUUAUUCUGGUAAUUUUCAAUGGUUUUUGUAUUACUCGGGAAACGGGAAAGCGGUGGCAGAUUAGGGUACCUCACGCUCUCCAUUGCGCGUGGGAUCCACCCCACUGUUAACUGUGGCGGAGUGGCGCCACGCGCCGUUGCGGCGACUGGGAGAGGUCGUGGCGGUGUUUUUCGGUUACCUUUUUCUUCAGCGAAUUAAGGUAGUUAGAUGUGGGCCCAGUGAUCUGGCUGGGCCUACGACCACGUAAGUCUAGAGAAAUGGAUCCUUCUCUUGAGCCCAUUAGCGAACGUCCACGAUUUAAUAUUUUUUUUCUAAAUGUAAAACAUCAAAUAUUACUAUCUCCAUCCAAAUAUUAAUUGACUGUAUUUCCUUAUGCGGAUGUUUUUUAAGGACAAAAUAGUUUCAUUUUUAUUAUUUUGAAUCUCUAAAAAAUUAAUCAGCUUCUAUUCAUGAAAUUUUUGCCACCAUACAAAUAUGGGAUCUCACCCUUAAUCUAACAUUGUAUCAUCAUACGAUAUUAUAAGUCAAAAUUUUACAAUAGAACCCAUAUAGUACUUUAUUAUUUAUGAGAGAAUGAUAGAACGUCGUUAGAUGAUUUAAUAAUUGCACCCAUUAAAGUUUAGCAUGCAUUAUGAUUAAUUUAUUAUUACUAUUUGAACAUUAAUGCACUACUAUGUAUUGGAAGUAGUACUUUGAGCUGUCCUAUUCAUAAUAUUAUCAUGUACUAACUCAGUUUCCAGAUAGUUUAGGUUUUUUUGGACUUUUCAUUUGUCAUUUUGCAGUAAACUAAACUUUCACAUGAAAAAGUCUUUCCCUUUUUUUUAAUAAAAAAAAUCAGUUUAAAGAUUGUUUGAUGGUUGAAGUGUCUUCUCCUCAUUCCUCCACCUUCUAAACCUUCACAUCCUUUGUUGACACGCACCCAUUCUUGGUCUUUUUCCUCUUAUGUUAUUAUUUCUUACUUGAUGUUUCCUAGAAACCCUUUGUUUUCUGUUUUUUUCCACACUAUUAUUAUUUGAUUCCUUCUUUAAUGCUUUACUAUACAUAUUUUCCAUCCAUAUAGUCAUUAAAUAAUUACUAAUUUAUUGUAAAUAUGCAUUGAUGAAAGAGAGAGAGAGAGGGUGUGGGGGUAAGAAAAAACAGUUGGCGGCCGUUGGAAGAGGUAGUUGGGAUUGUGGCGCCAGAAUGAUACAUGCAUAUGAGACUCUAUAGCCUAUUGAAAAAGACAUGUGCCAUGUAGUAUUUGAUUUAAAUAAAUAAAUGUCGGUGUUAUGGAAAAUAUAAGGGGUUGAUUAAGACAAGUUCACUAGAAAUUAUAUUACAACUUGUUUAUGUCUUUAAACAGCCAGCUUUUCAAUCAGAAUCUGACUUAAAUCAUUUACUACUAUACUCAUUUAUAUAUUCUUGAUUUAGAUUGAUUUAUUCCUGAUUAAUGAUUCUGCUAUUAUGAGUGUGACAAGUUUAGUUUUUUGCAUUUGGCACAUAUUUGCACAGUAGAUAAUUAAUGUGAUUACUGGAUAAUCUCGUUAUAACAGGCUGAUAAUUUUAUUGUUUCAUUUGGUAAUUAAUUUGGAUAAAUAGUAGUAUAUAUUAAUUUACUUGUGGCCCCCAUAUUUUUUAGAAUUUGUUCAAAAUCCAUAAACUUUUCCAAGAAAAAGACUUUCUGCAUUAUUUCUACCUGUCUUUUUUGGUUUAUAUUUAUAAAUCUCUAUACAAAUGUGUUUGUUCACACACACAAACUUGUUUUUUUAAGUAUAACCAAGUCCUCAAAAUAAGAUGGGUGAUGCAUUAUUAUUUGUAAUUAUUUGCUCCUUUUCUUUUCCAAAUUUCAAAAUAUUCCACUUAAAUGAGAAAGUAAUGAAUUUUUAAAGUGCAGAUAGAAUUAUGGUGAAGGAAAAUAUGAGGAGGUUUUACAAUAAAGCUGUAGGCUAUCUAUCUGGGCCCAAUUCAUCUGGAUCUCAACCCAGUAUCGUAGAGCCCAAUCAACCCGAUGAAAUAUGUACUUCUUGGCUGGAGCAUCCUUCAGCAUUAACUUGGUUUAAUGAGACGACGGGCGAGGCGAUGCGAGGGAAGAAAAUAGUCGUGUUUUUGGACUAUGAUGGCACACUUUCUCCCAUUGUUAAUGAUCCCGAUCGCGCUUUCAUGUCCGAUGCGAUGCGAUGUGCUGUGCGAGAGGUGGCAAAACACUUUCCAACGGCUAUAAUAAGCGGUAGAAGUCGUGACAAGGUGUAUGGAUUUGUUAAGCUGGAUGAGAUUUACUAUGCUGGAAGCCAUGGAAUGGACAUAAUGGGGCCUCCAUCGCAUGUAAAUUCUUAUGACAACAAGUUUCAAACAAACACAAUGGAUAAAAAGGGCAACAAAACCACAAUUUUCCAACCUGCUCAGGAGUACUUGCCUACACUUAAGAAGCUGUUAGAAGAGAUGAAACAAAGAACCUUGGACAUCCCCGGUGUGUUUGUGGAGGAUAAUACGUUUUGCAUCUCUGUUCAUUACAGACAUGUCUUGAGCGAGGAUUGUGGAGAUUUGGAGGACAGAAUACGUAAUUUGCUUUCAGAAUAUCCUAUAUUUCAUCUAACUCGUGGGAAGAAAGUUUUAGAGAUUAGGCCUUCAAUCGAGUGGGACAAAGGUGAUGCUUUGUCAUAUCUUCUCAAAACGCUAGGGUUCUCGGAUAAUGGCGAUGAUGUCAUCCCCUUCUACAUUGGCGAUGAUAAAACUGACGAAGAUGCAUUUAAGGUUCUUAAGAGUAGAGGACAAGGCCAUGGUAUUGUUGUGUCAACGUCUCCGAGGGAAACUUCAGCUUCUUAUUCUCUGAAAGAUCCAACGGAAGUGCUCUCGUUUUUGCUUCGUUUGUCGAGGUGGGGUGACACACUAAAGUCGACGUGAUUCAUAGAAAAUUACAUUUACAAUUAUUUUCCAUGUGUUAGAAUUAGUACAUCAAGUUAUCAUGGGGUAUAUAUUACUAAAUUUAGGGAUAAAUUUAGGAAAAUGAGAAAUGGGGCUUGCUUUUUUAUAGCUGACAUUCGAGUUUCCUCGUGGUAUAGGUUUGCUUUUUUCCCCAUGCAUGUAUUUCAUGAUUUUGAACCUGAAUUUUAUAUUUAAUAAAGUAUUUAUGUAUUGAUA
Messenger RNA from Salvia splendens (bonfire salvia), 3240 nucleotides. Its product is annotated as probable trehalose-phosphate phosphatase 3. The record is from RefSeq and is a predicted model, not a curated record. The transcript is spliced from 8 exons. Gene Ontology annotation, biological process: trehalose biosynthetic process. Gene Ontology annotation, molecular function: trehalose-phosphatase activity. The coding region runs from base 2005 to 3003 and encodes 332 amino acids. Lineage: Eukaryota; Viridiplantae; Streptophyta; Magnoliopsida; Lamiales; Lamiaceae.